Molecule: messenger RNA, 849 nt
Organism: Saprolegnia parasitica CBS 223.65
Lineage: Eukaryota; Oomycota; Saprolegniomycetes; Saprolegniales; Saprolegniaceae
Exons: 5
Coding region: 22-849 (275 amino acids)
Molecular function (GO): protein binding
Source: RefSeq, a predicted model, not a curated record
CACGAAGGCGAGUGAAGCGAAAUGAUGGCCCGAGCGACGACCGUGGGGCUGGUCGGGCUACGAAGCAGCGGGUGGCGCCAGGUCCGCCACGUGCACCAGCGCCAGUUCAAGUCCUACGAGGCGCUCCGGGCCGACUUUCACGAGUGGCUCAAGAAGGAGGUCAAGCUCGUCUCGCUCUUCCUCGCGACAGGCCUCUCGGUGGUCUUUGCCUACGCCUACCGCGACAACUCGCCCGUGCGGCAAAUGCAGUACAUCUUGGCCGAGGCCACGGCGGUGGCCGAAGGCGGCGACAAGCAGCGCGCGCGCCAGCUCACCCAGCGCGCCUACGCGAUCGCAGGCUCCGUGAGCGACCGCGAGCCCCAUCUGUACGAGCUUGCAUUUUCGAUUGCCGCGCAGUACGAGGCAGCGAGGCAGUUUGACAUGGCCAAAAAGUUCUACCACGAAGCGAUGACGCAUGCGGCGCACGCCAAGCACGCGGCCAAGCACGUCGGUUUGUACCGCAUGGUAACGCUGGACCGCAUCGCCGAGUGCUGCCACAACCUGGGCGAUGUGUCUGGGGCUGCAACGUAUUACCAGCGGGCGCUGGACAUUUACGAGAAGGAUCGGGGCACCGCAAAGGACCAGAUGGACGCCGAGGUCUGCGGUAUCUGGUUCAACUAUGCGCGCCUGUGCAUGGACAGCCGCCAGUACACCGAGGGCGGCCGCCUUCUCCAGAAAGCUACCCAGUGCGCGCGCGAGAACGAUCUCCCAGAAGACAAGCGCGCGCAGAUUCACGAGCUUGCGGCGCAACUCGGCGCCGCGCCCCGUCCGACGUUCAACGCGCUCGUCGGAGGCGGCGUCGACAUUUAG